Lutzomyia longipalpis is the source of this 851-nucleotide messenger RNA. Its product is annotated as tetra-peptide repeat homeobox protein 1-like. NCBI's taxonomy places the organism in Eukaryota, Metazoa, Arthropoda, Insecta, Diptera, Psychodidae. The record is from RefSeq and is a predicted model, not a curated record. The coding region runs from base 90 to 569 and encodes 159 amino acids. The transcript has 3 exons.
CUCAAAGUCUGCGUAUUCCCUCGGAUGGUAGCAUUGUUAAGUUGUCGUGCCGUGGCCCUUGUGCGAAGUUGACUUGUUGUGGAGAGACCAUGAAGUGUUUGUGCUUUGUUGUCUUGUCUCUUGUGACCCUUGUGGUUGUGGCGGAAGAGAAGCCACCGGAAGGGCGGAAAGGCAAACGCGGAAUAUUUGAUUUUGGAUAUGGAUACGAUGGAUAUGCAGCUGAUUUUGGGCACUUUGAUCAUGGAUUCUUGCCAGGUCCAUACCCCGGCCCAUAUCCUGGUCCAUUCCCAGGUCCAGGCCCUUGGCUACCACACGGAGGAAUCAUUGGAGCUCAUACAAACACAAUUAUCACCAAGAAGAUCGGCUUCCCGGUCCCGGUUCCCGUAGACAGGCACAUACCGGUACCUGUAAAGGUUCCUGUUGCAGUUCCAGUCCCCUAUCCCGUUGUGAAACAUCUUCCUGUACCAGUUGUAAAACACAUCCCUGUCCCAUAUCCCAAACCCUACCCAGUUCCAAUUGUAGCUAAACCACUACUGCACGACCCCUGGUUGGGGCCAAAAAUCUGGUGAGAUUGUCCUACAGAAUGCAGCCAUGAUCAUCCUAUAGAUUAAUCAUCAUCAACUCUCCUAAUAACACAACAACUCCCCAUAAGCUCUACAUGUGCCAAACACACAAAAUCAGAGACGAGGAAGCAUAAAUAUAUAUGUAUACUUUUUUAACUACAGUAAAAUAUAGGUAGUGUAUCACGAAUGGCAAUAAAAGACCAAUAAGAAAAAAAAGUUGUUUGAUUGAGGAAAAGUCUCGGCAAGUAAGAAAUUGCAGAGUGAUCGACAAUUUAAUUAGACGUGCGU